GAUAGGCUAUAAAUAAUAGGGAGGGUGUAAGAGAGAAGAAGCAAUAUUAUUGAGAAAGGAGACAUGGGGGGAGCAUCAAUGAAGUCUCUUCUUAUGUUGCUGCUUUCAUCUUCCUUCUUCUUCUCUUUGGUAGUUGCAAGAAAUCAGCAUGCUUUAGAAGAAGCCAUACCCAACCAUUAUCAUAACCUUCAAACAACCUCCUUCCUACCAUCAUCCAUUUGUACCCUCUCCACUAAAGGUGACAGGAAAAGGGGAACAUUGGAAGUGGUUCAUAAACAUGGACCAUGUUCUACUUUUAGCAAAGACAUGGUUAAGCCCUUGGCCGUGGAAGAUAUCUUGAGCCAUGAUCAAGACAGAGUUGAGUCCAUCAGGUCUAGGUUAACCAUCACCACAGAUGGCAAAAGAGACAUACGAGGAUCCAAGGCCACUCUCCCUGCCAAAUCUGGAAGCACCAUCGGUUCAGGUAACUACAUAGUCACGGUCGGGUUAGGCACCCCAAAGAAAGACCUUUCGCUUAUUUUCGACACGGGUAGUGAUCUAACGUGGACCCAGUGCCAACCAUGUGCCAGAUCCUGCUAUGCCCAGCAAGAAACCAUAUUCGCACCCUCUUCCUCCACCACCUACUCCAACAUCUCUUGCAGCGCAAGCGAGUGCUCCGGACUCACUUCCGCCACCGGAAACAAGCCGGGUUGCUCCGCAUCUUCUUCAGCAUGCAUCUAUGGCAUUCAAUAUGGCGACCAAUCUUUCUCAGUAGGGUUCUUUGCAAAAGAUAAACUUACACUCACAUCCAAAGAUGUAAUCAAUGAUUUCUAUUUCGGGUGUGGCCAAAACAACCAAGGACUCUUUGGAGGUGCCGCUGGCCUGCUAGGGCUCGGUCGUGAUAAGCUCUCAAUUGUAUCACAAUCCACUCGGGAAUAUGGAAAAGUCUUCUCCUACUGUCUGCCCUCACGGGCUAGCUAUACUGGUUACUUAACAUUUGGAAAAGACAGAGCUGCGAGCAACGCUAAGUACACGCCAUUCUCGUCCUCAAAAGGAAGCUCUUUCUAUGGUCUUGAACUUCAAGCUAUAUUCGUUGGUGGAAGCAAACUAGCAAUAAGUCCAACGGUUUUUUCGAGCUCAGGUAUGAUCAUAGACUCCGGAACCGUCAUCACAAGACUCCCACCUACGGCCUACUCGGCUCUAAGUAAGGCAUUUCGGUCGCAGAUGACGAAGUACACCUUGACUAAACCAUUAUCUAUACUUGAUACAUGCUAUGAUUUUAGCAAGACUACCACAGUUACAAUACCAGUUAUAAGCAUGCUUUGGGGUGGGAAUAUAAAGGUGGAUAUUGCAGCUCAAGGGACACUAUACGCAAAUGGGAUCGAUCAAGUGUGCUUAGCUUUUGCAGGGAACGGAGAUGAUUCUGAUAUUGGUAUUUUCGGAAAUGUUCAACAAAAGACACUGGGGGUUGUGUAUGAUCUUCCUGCAGGAAAAGUGGGAUUUGCCCCUGGAGGAUGUGCAUGAACACAAAUAAAGACUAAAAAAAUACAACUAUACAUGGUUAUAAAGGAUUUAAAGAUCAAAAUUUAGCGAAAAGAUGGUUGGAAUAAGGUAUUGAUGGAGGUUUUGUUGAUUACCACUGCUUGAUAUUGGAAUUUAUGCAACUAAAUGUACACUGAUUGCUUUCGAUUUCUAUGCUUGAUAAAUAGUUGUCAAACCCUCUCACUUGUAUUUGAUUCAUAGAGAAAACAAUGCAAGUCAAGAAAACUGUAUCCCCAAAUCACCAUUGUAUCACUGAAUCAAAUUGUAUAGUAUGAUUGAUUCACUAUAUGUUCCCUGUAGUUCUUAUCUUGUGUACAUUGUUUUCUGGAUUUGUAUCCAUUUCAAGAUUUAAACUUUCUAC
Molecule: messenger RNA, 1882 nt
Organism: Cynara cardunculus var. scolymus (artichoke)
Lineage: Eukaryota; Viridiplantae; Streptophyta; Magnoliopsida; Asterales; Asteraceae
Product: aspartyl protease family protein At5g10770-like
Exons: 2
Coding region: 64-1503 (479 amino acids)
Biological process (GO): proteolysis
Molecular function (GO): aspartic-type endopeptidase activity
Source: RefSeq, a predicted model, not a curated record